This is a messenger RNA of Ceratotherium simum simum (southern white rhinoceros), 772 nucleotides long. The record is from RefSeq and is a predicted model, not a curated record. NCBI's taxonomy places the organism in Eukaryota, Metazoa, Chordata, Mammalia, Perissodactyla, Rhinocerotidae.
AUGCUGGGGGCCAAGGCAAGAGAUGAAUUUGAAAAGACUGAACUUGAGAAGCUGACAUUCCUAAGAUCUUUGUCUUCUCUCAGCCAAACUUUACCCUAUGAUGAAACCACAGAAUCAUUCAUUCACAGCCACAUAGCAGACAUUGUGCAUAUCCUAAAUAGGCUGGUGGAAGAGGAACCCCUGCAUUCUCUCUUCAGCCCUGUGCGCCAGGAGGUCUUUGUCACCAUCACUGACCUCAGUUACCAAGAUGUCCAUUUGCUGUUUGGCUCUGAAGAUAGAACUGACUUGUUCAGUCUUAUCAUGAAAAGUAUAAUCACUCUGCCAUCUGUAAAGACUCUUACCCAGCUACAGGACAUCAUGCCAAGUGGGCCCUACAACUCAGAGUGUCUCUACAGGCAGACGUUUCAGGCAUUCUCGGAGAUGCUCCAGAGUUUGGUGGUAAAAGACCCACAUUUGGAAAAUCUUGACACCAUUUUUAAGCACAUGGACCCCUGGUUACAGUCAAUCAAAGACCAUGAGCGGGAACGGGCCACAGCCAGCAUGGCUCAGGUUCUGAAGUGCUUAUCCAGACAUCUCAGCUUAAAGCUUCCACUGCAAUUCCAGAGACUUGGACACCUAGUGGCUCUGAUGGCGCUACUGUGUGGGGACCCCCUGAAGGAGGUGGCCAAGGAGGCUGCAGAGGGCAUGCACUACCUGCUGCAUAUCACCCUGAGGCUGAAGUGUAAGGCACUGCUGAAUGCAGCAAGGCCCUGAAUAAAUCCUCUAGCACAAC